Messenger RNA from Sphaeramia orbicularis (orbiculate cardinalfish), 8280 nucleotides. RefSeq names its product helicase ARIP4-like. Gene Ontology annotation, cellular component: nucleus. Gene Ontology annotation, molecular function: ATP binding; ATP hydrolysis activity. Lineage: Eukaryota; Metazoa; Chordata; Actinopteri; Kurtiformes; Apogonidae. The record is from RefSeq and is a predicted model, not a curated record. Bases 186 to 4511 code for a protein of 1441 amino acids. The transcript is spliced from 22 exons.
CUUCCCUCCGCCUGCCUCUGCUCACAUUCACAUUGUUAUUGAGUGGAGGCGAGUGGAGCCGGUUUCAGUCAGUGAGUCAGUCAGUCACUGAGGCAGUAGAACCCAGAACCAGGAGAACCAGGAGGGACCAGGAGAACGGAGGAAGGCCUCGGAGCUACAACCAGACCUUCUCCUUCACAGUAACCAUGCUGCUUCUGGACGAAUCAGAGUCCUUUACAGAUCAGUCCCACAGCGCCCCCUUCAGCUCCGAGAAUGAGGCUCAGGGCGGCGACCCGGCCGGGUGGCAGUGCACCCCCCCUCCAUCUACCUCGCCUUCGGAGGAGACGCCGGCCCACCCGCCCCCCUCCCAACCCGCGUCCAGACCACGAUCCAGACCGGCCAGCCAAAGCCCCUCCCCCCCCUCCGCCCUGACGGGAACCAAGAAGAGGAGCUCCAAACCGGCGCACAUGAGACGCAACAUCAGGAAGUUGCUUCGUGAGCAUCAGUUGGAGGCAGUGACCAAAGCCGCCCAGCAGGAGGAGCUGGAGAGGAGGCGACGCCUGGAGCAGCAGAGGAAGCAGGACUUUCCCCUCCCACUGCUGCCCGAGUACACAACAGGUGAUGUAACAAACCGUGUGACAUCUGCAUCAGCGUCAGCGUCGCAGCAGGAAGUGAAGCCGUCCAGACAGGAAGUGAUCUGCCUGGACUCCAGCAGCACCAGCAUCAGCGAGGAUGUUGGGAAAGCCGACGGUCCCGCCUCCACCAAGUCAGAGAUCGCACACAAAACAGACGUGAUCGAUCUGAGCUCAGGAGAUGACGACACCAUCGUCCACAUCAGCGGCGAAUCCACCAAUGAAGAAGAAGAGGGUGAGCCAAGCGGUGCCCACUCCAACGACUCCCUGAACCGUCCGGACGCUCAGGGCCGCGUGUUGGUCAACCUCAACCACCCGACCACCGAGGACGACAUCUUCCUGUCGCCGCAGCUGGCGCGAGCGGUCAAACCCCACCAGAUCGGCGGCAUCCGCUUCCUGUACGAUAACCUGGUGGAGUCGGUGGAGCAUUUCCAUGGCAGCAGCGGCUUCGGCUGCAUCCUGGCCCACAGCAUGGGUCUGGGCAAAACGCUGCAGGUCAUCUCCUUCAUUGACGUCCUGUUCAGACACACCGAGGCUCACACCGUGCUCGCCAUCGUACCCGUGAACACGCUGCAGAACUGGCUGUCGGAGUUCAACAUGUGGGUCCCGCCUGCGGAGGCAUUACCUCCAGACGUGGACCGUAACCUUGUGACCCCUCGCACUUUUAAAGUUCACAUCCUCAACGACGAACACAAGAACACGGCGACCAGGGCCAAGGUGGUGGAGGACUGGUCCCGGGACGGCGGCGUCCUGCUGAUGGGAUACGAGAUGUACCGCCUCCUGUCACUGAAGAAGAGCUUCGUAGCCGGGAGGAAGAAGAAAAGCAAGAAAACCACGAGUCCAGUCGUCAUCGAUCUGGACGAGGAGGACCGGCAGCAGGAACUACUGAAAGGUAUCGAGAGAGCCCUGGCCCGACCCGGUCCGGACGUGGUGAUCUGCGAUGAAGGCCACCGCAUCAAAAACUGCCACGCCAGCACAUCCCAGGCCCUGAAGAACAUCCGGACACGGCGUCGAGUGGUUCUGACCGGGUACCCGCUCCAGAACAACCUGAUCGAGUACUGGUGCAUGGUGGACUUCGUCCGGCCCGACUUCCUAGGUACACGUCAGGAGUUCAGUAACAUGUUUGAGCGUCCGAUUCUGAACGGGCAGUGUGUGGACAGUACGCCACAGGACAUCCAGCUGAUGAGGUACCGGAGCCAUGUCCUGCACAGUCUGCUGGAGGGAUUCGUACAGCGACGAGGUCAUGACGUCCUGAAGGACCAGCUGCCCUCCAAGGAGGAACAUGUGAUCCUGGUGCGUCUGUCUCCCCUGCAGAGGGCGCUCUACACCGAGUUCAUGAACCGCUUCAGAGAGGCAGGAAACAGCGGUUGGUUGAGUCUGAACCCACUCAAGGCCUUCUGCGUCUGCUGCAAGAUCUGGAACCAUCCCGACGUUCUGUACGAGGCGUUGCAGAAGGAGAACCUGGCCAGCGAACAGGACCUGGACCUGGACGACAUCACCUCCAGCCGAUGCGCCUCCUCAGCCAAUCAGAAGCCAAAACCUCUGGAGAACCCCAACCCCAUUGGUGGACUGAGUCUGAACCAGCUGCAGGAGAAAGCCAAUCAGGUCAUCACCUAUGAAUGGGCGAAGGACAUCAUGUGUGACUACAAACCUGGGAUCCUGGAGAACUCUGCUAAGAUGGUUCUGCUGUUCCAUCUGAUAGAAGAGAGCGUCCGUAAAGGAGACAAACUCCUGGUGUUCAGUCAGAGUUUGUCCACGCUGACGGUCAUCGAGGAUUUCCUGGCAAAGAGGCCGGUUCCUCCUUCACCCAACUCAUCCAAACCGAACCAGAACUGGGUCCGAAACCUCAACUACUACAGACUGGAUGGAAGUACGACGGCCUCAGAGAGAGAGCGGCUCAUUAACCAGUUCAACGACCCCUCCAACACCUCGGCCUGGGUCUUCCUGUUGUCGACCAGGGCCGGGUGUCUGGGCGUCAACCUGAUCGGAGCCAACCGCGUGGUGGUGUUCGACGCCUCGUGGAACCCGUGUCACGACGCUCAGGCGGUUUGUCGAGUUUAUCGGUACGGACAGAGGAAGGCGUGUCACAUCUACAGGCUGGUGUGUGACUUCACCCUGGAGAAGAAGAUCUACGACCGGCAGAUCUCCAAACAGGGAAUGUCAGACCGGGUGGUGGACGACCUCAACCCCGUCCUGACCUUCACCAGGAGGGAGGUGGAGUCUCUGCUUCACUUUGUGGAGGAGGAGCCCGACCCCACCCAGGUCCAACUGAAGCCUCGAGACAACAUGGAGGGGGUCCUGAAGAAGGGGCUGCACCUGUACCCCCACCUCAUCACCAAGCAUCCGUUCCCCCAUGAGUCUUUGCUGAUGGAUCGCCGAGAGCUGAAGCUGAGCAGCGCUGAGAAAAUAGCCGCUAAGAAAGGUUACGAAGACGAGAAGAGGGCGUCGGUGCCGUACACCCGGCCUUCAUACGCCCACUACUACCCGGCCAGCGACCAGAGCCUCACCAACAUCCCCGCCUUCAGCCAGAGGAACUGGCGUCCACCCCCUCGUACUGAAGAGAAGCCGGUGGCCAGCGUCCGGCCCGUCCAGUCAACUUCAGUUCCCAUGAUGCCACGGCAGGCGUCGACAGGCUCCGCCCCAAGCAGCGACUCGUCCAUGUCCCGACUCGGAGGUUUCCCUGUCAACUGUUUGCAGAAAGCCGGGGUGUUCGUGCAGAAGAUCGUCACCACUACUGACAUAGUGAUUCCAGGCACCAACAGCUCAACCGACGUUCAAGCCAGAAUCACCACAGGAGAAAGUAUCCACAUCAUCAGAGGCACCAAAGGGACGUACAUCAGGACGUCCGACGGUCGGAUCUUCGCCAUUAGAGCGGCGAACAAAGCCAAGGCAGCAGAUGAAAGCACAACAGCGCCCCCCAAAGACCCCCAGGCCCCCCCUGAGGACGUCCCGUCCAACGACAGUAGCGGCUAUCUGUCACCGGACAGGAAGCAGGCGGUGCUGUCCAAACCCAUGCCCCGCCCCGUGUCCCCCGACAGCCCCGAGAUCAUCAACGAGCUGCAGCGCUACACCGGAGGAGGGUCCGGAUCGGGUCUGGCUUCAGGACCCGGAGUCCAGUCUGAGAGGGCGCCGGAGAGCAGCAGCAACAGCAAACUGGUCCAGACCAAGACCGGAGCCAGCGGGACCGGAAACAUGAGCCACCGCGAUGUGAUCCAGCCCAACAUGGACGCCAUGGCGGCCCAGGACCUGAGGACCGGGUCCAAACGCAAGGCCUCCACCCCGACUCAGGAGGAGCGGCCCGGUAAGCAGGCGGCGGCAGGGCAGCACUCGGCGCCGCUGACCUCCCAGAGCUUCCCUUUCGGCGGGGGCUAUGGCCUCCCCCCUCUGGGCCUGAACCCGGCCAUGCUGGGACACCCCCUCUACAGCUCGCCUUAUUUCCAGUCGCCCCAGAUGGGAGACCCGGGAUACAUGUACCCAGAUCUGUUCGGCUCCGCCUCCACCUCCUCCGCCACCACCACGGCAUCCUCCUCGUCUCCGCCGUCAUCCUCCGUGUCCGGGCCCCUCCCUCCGUUCAUGCUGAGGCCUGGCAUGGCGGGGAUGCUCCCCCCAGGCUUCCCCCUGUCCUACCCCCAGUCCCUGGCCAGCCUCUACACCGGCUCCAUGCUUCCAGGCGGACUCCCCGGUCCGGCCGCCACCCCCGGUCCGGCCGGCGCCAGCUUCCUGUCCCAGUACCCCUCCACCGCCGCCUCCUCCUCCUCCUCCUCCUCUCCCUCCUCCUUCUCCUCAUCAGCUCGGUCCGAGGGCCACCACCGGGGCCCGGUUCUGGUCAACGGCGGGAACGUGAGCAGCUCCGGCAGCUCCGACGACGACGAUGAUGUGAUCGAGGUCGGAGGGCAGUGACUGACCUGAGACCUGAACCGGAUCGACUUCAACAAACAGGCACGGGGUCCUGUUCGCCAGGAUUCAGCCACGAGGGAAAAGGACAAAACAUGAAAGACUGAGCCCCUGUCGAUGUUUUAGAGAUUCUGGAUCUGGACCGGACUCAUUCAACCGGAAGAGGAAGGCAACCCCAGGACUUUGGGCUUCCACGUGUCUGUCCGAUACUGGCAUUGAAAUCCUUAUCACUGGACUUUUACUGCUGAGUGUGGGCCUGCAGUGACCACAGAUGGCCACUAGUUGUGCUGUUGAGAUUCUAGUUCUGCAGCUUUGCUAAAUGUCAAGACUUUUGCUUUUUCAGCUCAUUAAAAAAACGUAGUAGGGUGGACAUGCUUAUAUAUUAAAAAAAAAAAAAAAAAGGUUUGACAAUGAAGUUAGCUGGUAGCAACAUUCGUUAAAUAUCAGUAACUUAAAUGGUAUCGUUUGUCAUUUGUCAAAUAUUGCUACUGAAUAUUUCUAAAAACAGUUAAAAGAUCAAGUAGAAGUUUAGAAAGCAUCGUGAUUGAACUUAAUAAUUCACUGCCAGGACAGGGGUAAUGUACGCUUAGUUUUCUCUUGAAGAAAAAAAACAAAAAAACAUGGGAUCAUCUUGAAAUAAGUGGUUGAGGCUCGAGGAUUAAGUAAAAACUGAACCUUAAAACUCAUACGAGAGAAUGUACGCUUAAUCGGAUGCCUUUAAACCAGGCCUUUAGACGAGACUCCCUCUAUUUAGGCAACAGAAGUGGGAAGAUCUGGUUUUGUUUUUGCUUUUUUUUUAUAUUUAUGUGAUCUUUUAAGAAAAUCAAUGCCUAAAAAAAAAACAGCCAGGUUUAAUGAAAAAAAAAAAAAAAAAAAACGAGGAAAACUGUGUUUCAGUGAGGUGUCCUCCUUGUAGCGGAGAAACAACCAACAGAAGAUGCCUUUUUUUGCCUCCGUCUUUCUGAAUGUGAACUGUGAGAGGAGACGUCGACUCACCACAGUCUUACUGUAGCCUAGAGAAAAAUGAUGCAACACUCACUCAAGCCUAUAUCUGUAUCUGUCCAAGCCCCGCCCCCAGAGGACUUGACCCCGCCCCCACCCCGACACUGUUCGGUUCAGCUCGUGUCGUUACCGUGUUCGUACCCGUGCGUCGUGUUUUUAAAGUUAAAAAAAAUAGUAAUAAAGAGAAACUGUCGGUUUGGUUCAGAGACAGAUAGACUUCUGCUGUUUAUUCGUUCUGUUUCAUCACAUUUUGAGGGAAAAAAGAAGGAUGAUUGUGAAACCAAAUCCCUUUAUUUUAUUUUGUUUUGUUUUGGAGAAAUGCUGUAGCUUUGCCAAAAAAAAUCCAAAAAAACCCACUUAUAUUUGGAAUGAAGUUGAAUCGCUGCCAGACAAAAGAAAACAUCCGCAACACAUUAAUAAAUGGAAAGUUUAUUGUUAGAACCAGACAUUUUCAUUUAAUUACAGAACACAGUGUUUUUCAUAUUUUCAACUUUCAUGAUUUUCUUUUUGAAGGAAGAUGAUCCUCUUGUAAUACAAGAUGUUUUAUUUUUACAGAACAAGACACUGUUCUCAUGUUAUAACAACAAACGUUCAUUUUACAUCCAGAUACUUUCACAUAACAUCAUAUUUUUGACAUAACAUGAUUUUCAUGGUUAAAAAUAUGAUUUUCACUUUACAACUUACUGAUUAUUUUUUAUGUUUAGAUAUAUUUUCACAUAACAAGGUAUUUUGGCAUUGUCAUAAGAUGAUUUCCAAUGUUAUGAGACAUUUUUGAUGUUAUAACAGGAUAUUAUCAGAUGCCUUUCACAUUAUAACAUUAUUUCAAAUUAUUUUUUGCAUAAGGUAUUUUCAUGGUACAGCAUGAUUUUUACUUUACCACUAGUUGGAAAAAUAUAUUUUUCACCUUAUUUUUUUUACAUUAUACUUGAUUGUCUGGUUAAAAAUGUAUUUUCCACAUUACAACAGAAUAAUUUUUUAACAUUUUUCAUAUUAUGACAUUAUUUUCAUGUUAAAACGAACAUUUUCAUACCACAGCAAGAUAUUUUCACAUUUUCAUGAUAUAACACAAUUUUCAUGUUUUCACCUAGUAACAUUAAUUUUCACACCACACACACACGUCAUUUAAGAAUUUUUUGUUCUAAAAAUCUUGAGUUUGUCUCAUGUAAACAUGAAGCAGUUCCUUCUAUAUUUAGAUUAAUUCAGUUUUGUUACAAUGUAAAGGCUCUUGUUAUAACGUGAAAAUAUGUUGUUUUAAGUUUGGAUUUUUACAUGAUGUGAUUUCUUUUGUCUGGCAGCGAUGCAUCGUCCGCCUACAGAGACUUUACAGAAUAUCAUCAUCUGUAGAUGAAUCGUAUUAAUUAUUGAUUUAACAUAUCUCCGUAGGCGGAUUAUCCAAAUUACGGAGGAGGAUUAGAGCCACUGGAAAAAAAAAAAAAGGUCCAAUAUAUUUUUUUUGUUUUUAUUGUGAGAAAAAAGUCUGAAUUCUGACUUUGAUCUCAGAAUUCUGACUUUUUCUGGAAAAAAAAUAUAUUGGACCUUAAUUUUAACUUUUUUUUCCAGUGGCCCUAAUCCUCUUCUGUACCAAAUAAAUCCUAAAAAUUUAAACAAAAUCGAUGCAGAAGCACAUCAGCGUCCUCCAGCUCAGAGGUUCGUCUCUAGAGACCAAAUAUCGCGUUGAUGGCGUCCACAGUUGAGACGUACAUAUCCGUUCCUCUGUUCACACUGUACGCUGUACUACACUGUAAAAAAUAUCAAAGAUAAAACACCUGAAAACGGGGAAACCUCGACCAAAAGCCCCAGAUCCACCUGAACCCUCCUCACUCUGCUGUUCCAUCGAUCCACAGCGUAGAAAACAACAACAACAAACACCCACGACCUCCUGUUCUCCUCUUCCACGUUUUUUUGUUCAUCAUACUGCUUAGUUUACUUAUUUUGUUUCCUCUUUUUACAAUGUUUGAAUUUACCAAAUUAAUUUAUUUAUAACGGUUCAUAUUUAUUCAUUUGUAUUUUUAUUUUUGUACAAUUUUUGGUUGUUUUCUCUCGGUCUGAUGACCUUUUCUUUCACUUGUUUGUAAAAUGUUGUUGUUACUCUUCUUGUUACAGGUGGGAAAGGCUCCAGAUUAGUGAUUUUUUUUUCUUUUUGUGUGUGUGUGUUUUGUUUUUUUUCGUGACAAUCUGCUGAUCUGACCCAACACAUGUGACUGCCUUCAAAACAUGUGGACCAAUCAGACACCAUGUCGGGUUUACAGAUGUACUUCUCUGUAUCCACGAGCGCACAUUUCAUCUUUUUUUUGUGAAAUCUGGACGUAACUCUGAAUCAUCUUCCUCUUUGCAUGUAGCUGAAGGUCGGUCACAGGUCAAAGGUCAGAAGUCGAAGCAGUUCAACCACUCAGACGCUGAUGUUUCCUCCUCUUUAUUGUUUCCACUUCGUCUGAAAUGUCCAUGACUUUUAUUGUUGAUUGUCAGCUCAGCCUUUUUCCGCGCUGACCGACUGCUCUAUUAUUUCACAGCUUUCUACUUGAAUUUACAUAUAUUUAUUUAUACAAAUCGAAGCGGGCCAGGCCGAGCCGAGCCAAACCGGGCCGAGCCGAGCCAGGCUGCCUGUCUGAAUUCCAUUGAAGCCGAGGAGAGCGUUCACGCGGCCGUCUCCGAGGAGCGGCGCUAAUCGAAGCCUGUCGUGUAGUUUAUUGUUGGAUGAUGUCUCUGAUCUUACUUUUAGAUCCUCUUUUUUGUUUUUUGAAGUUUGUAAAUAAAGAGAAACAUGUUCUAAAUG